UAACGACCUUCCUCCAUCAACUUUAUCAAAGAACCUCCUCAUCUGAGCGUGCCAGCAAAAGCACUCGAGUCCUUUUCUUGAUCACGACUUCAUCCCUCGGAUUCAAUCCCUUAUCGACCACAAGUUCACGGCCGGUCCCAAGCUUACGUCGAAGAGGAACUCCCGUCGUCGCCAUGGCCCAUGAAGACCGAGAAGAGCCAACAAGAAAGCCGCAGUUCCCGCUCGACGCGAGCUCCUACAAGAUCCUCAACGAGAUUGGGUCUGGUGUCAGCGCGGUCGUGUACAAGGCCCUGUGCGUGCCGAUGGGCUCGGCGGUGGUCGCGAUCAAGUCCAUCGACCUCGAUCGCUCCCGCACCGACCUCGACAGCAUCCGACGCGAGGCCAAGACGCUGUCGCUCCUCUCCCACCCCAACAUCCUCAACGCCCACUGCUCCUUCACGGUGGACCACUGCCUCUGGGUGGUCAUGCCCUUCAUGUCCGCCGGCUCGGCGCAGUCCGUCAUGGCGUCGUCCUUCCCGGAGGGUCUCUCCGAGGCGUGCAUCGCUGUCAUCCUCCGGGAAACCUUGAACGCCCUCUCCUACCUCCACAACCAGGGCCACUUACACAGGGACAUCAAGGCGGGCAACAUCCUCAUCGACUCGGGAGGCGCCGUGAAGCUUGCUGACUUUGGUGUAUCGGCCUUGAUAUACGAACCUGGUUCAGGCCAGGGGUUAUCGACGUCUUCGAGUUCAUCGUCGUUGGCGCUGACCAGUAUCACUGGGACGCCCUAUUGGAUGGCACCGGAGGUGAUACACUCGCACAACGGGUAUGGAUUCAAGGCCGAUAUAUGGUCUCUUGGAAUAACCGCGCUGGAAUUGGCCCACGGUCGGCCUCCUCUAUCUCAUCUCCCGCCUUCGACAUCUUUGCUCAUGAAGAUCACAAAGCGCUUCCGGUUCUCUGACUACGAGAAGCACAAGAAGGACGACCCAGUCCGAAGGAAGUUCUCGAAAUCGUUCAAGGACAUGGUGGCUUCUUGCCUCUGCCAAGAUCCUUCCAGACGACCCACCGCAGAGAAGCUCUUGAAGCACUCUUUCUUCAAGAACUGCAAAGGGUCGGAGUUUCUUGCGAAGCACGUCUUGAAAGGGUUGCCUAGCGUCGAGGAUAGACACCGGCAAGCCAAGAUCUUACUGUCCUUGUCGAUGAACAAGGGUGGCGGGGAUGGGGGAGAGGAAGAUGAUGGUGCCGAGUCAGGUGAUCCCGAGGGUGGUAAGCAUAGGAGGAUAAGCGGGUGGAAUUUCAAUGAGGAAGGGUUUGAGCUUGACCCGGUUUUCCCCAACGAAGUUGCUCUUCAUGAUUCAUCAGCACAGCAAGCUAGUUUCGAAGGCGAGGGAAUGGACCGAGACAACGUGGCCGGAUUGAAAGGGCCCUUUGAAUUGGCGGGCUAUACUGACCAAUCUAGCGCCAGCUCGCCUACCCGAGCUGCCAACGAGAGUGAAGAUGAAUGCAGCGACCAUCAGGGAAGUGUUCAGGUGGCGAUCCACAACGCGGCUCAAGGCUUUGAUAAGGAUGUGAUGAUUGGGAGCUUGGCGCUGCUGAAGAGGAGCUUGGAAGAUGAACUGCAGAAAGUGAACAGUUUGAUGAGUCUCCUAGGAGGAGGAGGAGAUCGGAGAGGUGUGGAAAUAGCCAAUAGAGAAGAGCAGUUGGUGCAGGUGAUUGACAAGCUGAGGGCUAAGUUGGAGAGUGAGAAGAAGAAGAAUUUCGAGUUGGAGAGAGAGUUGGAGUGUCUCCAGCACCAAAUUAGCAGCGCUGGUGGCGAGACGACAGAUGACGCGCCGGUUAGAGAUUAAAUGAUGCUGUCCAUGAUCAGAUAUGGAGAAUCAAAUUCUAUUGCUUUUCCUUAGUUGUUGCCUUUCAAUUGUGUGUUUCUCUAGUGCAUUAAGGAUAUGAGAUAAGAGAUCUCAGUCAUUCGCUGUUCAACAAUCACUCGAUCAAUGAUCAAUGUGGAAUGCAUCGAAUCACUUACAAUUUGAGAAAUUAGCAAAAAUAUUCCUAAUUU
Messenger RNA from Eucalyptus grandis, 2035 nucleotides. RefSeq names its product serine/threonine-protein kinase BLUS1. The transcript has a single exon. Lineage: Eukaryota; Viridiplantae; Streptophyta; Magnoliopsida; Myrtales; Myrtaceae. The record is from RefSeq and is a predicted model, not a curated record. Gene Ontology annotation, biological process: protein phosphorylation. Gene Ontology annotation, molecular function: protein kinase activity; protein serine/threonine kinase activator activity; ATP binding. The coding region runs from base 174 to 1826 and encodes 550 amino acids.